Messenger RNA from Amborella trichopoda, 1517 nucleotides. Its product is annotated as secretory carrier-associated membrane protein 1. The record is from RefSeq and is a predicted model, not a curated record. Gene Ontology annotation, biological process: protein transport. Gene Ontology annotation, cellular component: trans-Golgi network membrane; recycling endosome membrane. NCBI's taxonomy places the organism in Eukaryota, Viridiplantae, Streptophyta, Magnoliopsida, Amborellales, Amborellaceae.
UAGAGCCUCGGCUCCAUACAAACCGCGCGCCCAUUAAAAAACGAGAGCGCGUUUUUGUCUCUCUCCUGAGAGAAAACUCUUACUCCUUUCUUUCUAAUGAAAAAAAAAACAGCCUUUACUCUCUCACGAAGAAAACCAUUUCUCGUUUCCAUUCGCUCCCUUUCUCUCUCUAGAGUCAAAUCUUUGGGAAUCUGAGAAGUUUCCUCCUGUGAAUCCUUGUAUUCUCGUCCUCUUCUCCUUGUAAUUGCUUUCCUUCAAGUUUUUUCUGUUAUCAAAGCCUUAGAUCAGAAGAUUUGCUCCCAUGGCUCGUCGUUAUGAUAGCAACCCGUUCGAUGAAGAAGACGUGAAUCCUUUUGCUGAUCCAACACUUCGGAACAAGGCAUCAGGACAAUCAAAUUAUGGUGGAGGGCCAUUUUAUACAACUCAUCCUGGGAGUGUGCCUCCUGCUACAAAUUCACGACUUUCACCUCUACCCCCUGAACCAGCAGAUUUCAAUUAUGAUAGGGGUGCAACUGUUGAUAUUCCACUUGAUUCAGCAAAGGAUUUGAAGAAGAAAGAGAAGGAGUUGCAAGCCAAGGAGGCAGAGUUGAAGAGAAGGGAACAGGAACUCAAACGAAGGGAAGAUGCUGCUGCCAGGGCUGGAAUUGUCAUUGAGGAGAAAAAUUGGCCUCCCUUUUUUCCAAUCAUUCAUCACGAUAUUGCAAAUGAAAUUCCCAUCCAUCUACAGAGAAUGCAGUAUUUUGCAUUUGCCACCCUCUUAGGUUUGGUUAUAUGUCUUGGGUGGAAUUUUAUUGCAAUCACAAUAGGCUGGGUUAGAGGACUGGGGGUCAAGAUUUGGUUUCUGUCCAUUAUCUACUUCAUAGCGGGAGUUCCAGGAGCCUAUGUAUUGUGGUACCGACCACUAUAUCGUGCCAUGAGGACAGACAGUGCUCUGAAGUUUGGAUGGUUCUUCUUUUUUUACUUGCUACAUAUUGGUUUCUGUCUCUUUGCUUCUGUGGCACCUCCAGUUGUUUUUCAUGGGAAGUCCUUGACAGGUAUCUUGCCAGCGAUAGAUGUCUUCGGUGGCCAUGUCCUGGUUGGGAUAUUUUACCUCAUUGGAUUUGGAUUCUUCGUCCUUGAAUCACUGCUGAGCAUCUGGGUCAUUCAGCAAGUUUACAUGUACUUCCGAGGAAGUGGAAAGGCAGCGGAGAUGAAGAGAGAGGCAGCGAGAGGUGCGGUGAGAGCUGCAUUGUAAUAAUCGAAUGACGCCUCUGCUUAUGCGAAUGAUCAUUACAAAAUUGCUGAAACUACAGGCGUGGGAAGGGGUUUGAUAGUUUUAUUGCUCUGUGGUGAAACAUGGCCGUGUCAAUACCUGAUCCAUAUUUUAGCUGUGUUAUCUUUUUUCUCUCUUGAAUUUUCCUCUUUUUUUUUUUUGUGGUCUAUUGCUUUAACACACUUUGAACGGGAAUGACGGUAUUCAUUAUAGCUCUGUAUUUUAGUGAAGAGGGUACAGUUUGUGCCAAUUUGCAUCUCUCGUA